Molecule: messenger RNA, 504 nt
Organism: Striga asiatica
Lineage: Eukaryota; Viridiplantae; Streptophyta; Magnoliopsida; Lamiales; Orobanchaceae
Source: the annotation of a GenBank genome assembly
AUGCUCAACAGCUCCACCUCCGAAUCCUCGUCCUCGUCCAAUGACAGCUUCGUCUGCUUGCCGACCCCCUUCUUCUGCUGUGGAAUCCCCGCCGCGCCGGGGUUCCUCGCUGGCCCGCGGGUCGGCGGAGGCUGGACCGCCAUCUGCAGCAGCUCGUCCUCGUCCAAAUCGUCGCCGUCGCUCGACAUUUUGUCCCAAUUCGAAUUUGUCGGUAGUAACAGACAAUGCGCGCUUGCAGAGGGCCGUCCGAAGAAGGCGAUGGGUAGGAGACUAGGAGGAUCUGAUGCGUCGCGGUCGCGGAAUGUGACUCCCUUGAACCAUAUCAUAAUCAUGUGCGAACGGAUGACUUCUAAUUUGACGUGCCGUCAGGACAAUGUUCAGGACAGGGAUAUGCACGAACUGAGCCUCGGGUUUCUACAGUUACAUUACUCCAUAGCAACUAGGAAUUUGUCAACAGAAAAUCCACUCUCCAAGAACAUAACAAUUUCACUAACAUCGUUUUGA